Molecule: messenger RNA, 9366 nt
Organism: Amphiprion ocellaris (clown anemonefish)
Lineage: Eukaryota; Metazoa; Chordata; Actinopteri; Pomacentridae
Gene: tomm34
Product: translocase of outer mitochondrial membrane 34
Exons: 8
Coding region: 244-1299 (351 amino acids)
Cellular component (GO): mitochondrion; cytosol
Molecular function (GO): heat shock protein binding
Source: RefSeq, a predicted model, not a curated record
AGCCAGCAAGUUCUUUCACCCCCCCCACCCGCCACUCAAACCUCCGCACCGAGGCAGAGCAGGACCUCGUGGACGACACCGGAGCGCAGAGGAAUGUCAGUGUUACCGGCGCUCACCAGCUGAACACGCAGUCUCAGGUGCCGGUAGCCGUUUAGUCGCUUUCGUGUCGCGGAGAGCGGGGACUUCCUUCUCCGCGUUGCUAAUCCCUCACGCCGAGCAGCCGGUAACAGUUAAAAAGAAGACAUGCCUCAGAAACAGAAGUUGAAGUCGUGGUCUGACCUGAAACAGGCUGGUAAUGAACGCUUCAAGACGGGCCAGUAUGGAGAGGCCACAACUCUUUACAGCCAGGCAAUCAAGGAGCUGGAGAAGUCCAGUAAAAAGAACCCAGAGGAUUUGGGCAUUUUGUACUCAAACCGUGCAGCCAGCUACCUGAAGGAUGGUAACUGUGCAGAAUGUGUCAAAGACUGCAACAUGUCUCUAGAUUUGUUCCCCUUCAAUGUGAAGUCUCUGCUUCGUCGCGCUGCUGCCUACGAAGCUCUGGAGCGUUACAGACAGGCUUACAUAGACUACAAAACCGCUCUACAGAUCGACUGCAACAUAGCAGCAGCUCAUGACGGCACCAACAGGAUGACAAAGGCGCUCACAGAGGCAGACGGUCCAUCAUGGAGAGAAAAGCUUCCUCCCAUCCCCACAGUUCCUCUGUCUGUGAAGGAGAAACUUGCCCAACAAAAUGCAGCCAAGACCACACAGCAGAACCCCACACCACAGCAGAACCCCACACCACAGCAGAACCCCAAACCACAGCAGAACCCCACACCACAGCAGAACCCCACACCACAGCAGAACCCCAAACCACAGCAGAACCCCAAACCACAGCAGAACCCCACACCACAACAGAAUGGCACCAAGCAAACAAACAAAUCUGCUCCCAGUGACAAAGACAAAAAGAAAGGCCAGGCCCUGAAAGACGAAGGCAACGCCCUGGUGAAGAAAGGAGAGCAUAAGAAGGCCAUAGAGAAGUACACCCAGAGCCUCAAACUCAACCCCACUGAGGUCACAACCUACACCAACCGGGCGCUGUGCUACCUGUCAGUGAAGCAGUACAAAGACGCUGUCAGGGAUUGUGACGAGGCCCUGAUGAUUGACGGCGGCAACGUCAAGGCUCUCUACAGGAGGGCUCAGGCUCGCAAGGAGCUCAAGGAUGUCGAGGCCUGCGUGCAAGAUCUCAACAGUCUGCUCAAAGUGGAACCAAAAAACACGGCUGCUCUGAAGCUGCUGCAGGAGGUGCAGAAGAAGUAGUGGGAACACAUCAGGGACUCUGGAGGCAGCGGUAAGGAUCUGUCACUGCACUGAGCACAUAAAGGAAAGAGCCAGACGAAAUCGCUGAUGUUUUUGUAAAAAAACAAAGGUGACAAAAAACAGCCAAAGCAGUGACAUGAUUCAACCCGCUUUAAAUCAAAGACCGGGCCUGUGUUUCCCAAAAGCUCCUUUGACCUGAACACGUUUGAUCCGUUUACUCUCGUCGAACAAACACCGAGCUCAGUCUCAGGAUGCUUCUGGAAAACGUAGCUCUGAUUGGUUGGUAGGAACUGAGGCGCUGCCAUUAUGAGCCUGACAGAAGUCCAGAGAACAAGGUACUCGCUUAAGAAACAUAUGUCCAAAUAUCAAUGGAGCUUCACUGUUGCAAAAUAAAGUGAAGUAAUGUCGACUUCUGUCCACAUUUAAAGCCACUUCAGAGCUAAAUCAAGCAGAAAUUCAAAACGUAAUUAUUAUUUUUUUUAAUCAUUCUGCCAUUUUCACGUUGUACAUUACAUAUUUAUCUUGUGUUUGGUUUUGUGAAAGUUUGUCUCUCAGUGGAUUUCUAUUCUUUAAGAUGAUGGCAUACAGCAUAGAAACUUCAAUGUAAAGCUUGAUUCAUACUCCUGGGUUUAACAGACACAGAGCCUUCACUAAUGUGAGCAUUUCACCUGCACUUACACCACAAAAGCUGUACGGUUUCUGUGCCACUGCGUUGAGUUUCUUCGUGCUCUUCGAUUGAAACAAAGCAGACCGUGUUGUAGAUGAAGAUAUAAUAGAUAAUGCACAUUUACUAAAAAUACGGCAUUGCAGAAGAGAGCGAAGAUGUCUGAAGACGAUUUGUAGAGCUAUGAAAAUGAGAAAAUGGAAAACUAAUGGGGGUUGUGUUUGCAUUGUGAGCUAACCAGAUGCAGUUACAUUUUGUUUUAUGGCAGUCAAAAAGCCGUGCAAACACAGCACAUUGCUACCAAACAGGCUGUAAAUUCAACAUAGAAGUAUAAAUCACACUUUUAAGAAUCGCUGAUUGAUUACAGAGCUGGUCAUGUGAGGGUUAAAUAUCCUGGCAUUGGGUUCUGACAAAUAGACGUCAAGUUUGGGUUUAAUUACCUCCAAUUAACUGACAUGAAACAGCCACAUUUUCUGUCCACUUCUUGCACUUUUGGUUUAUUUUGGAGUUUGAGUCACAGUGACAUCUUGGUCUUGAUUCGAACCCUAUUAGAGGUAAAAUAUUUUUCUUUUUGUUCACACCAAAGCAACAUUGUUCGAGUCUUUUGAAUGUUUUAUCACCGUCCUCCAACUAGAGCUUGUUGGAUCAAACUCCAAGUACCUUCUUUCAAGCCUCGACAUUUGCGUCACUCUGACUUUUAUUUGCAACUUUUAGGAUCAAAGCACGAGUGUUUCUUCUCUGAAAGACAAAUAAGUAAACCAAGUAAUACUAUCCCCACACGGGUCCUCGUACACAAAGUACCGCUUCAUUCUGUGAGCUCAUUUACUUCCUGUUACUGUUUUAGAUGAAGUGGAAUGUCCAGUUAUUGAAUCUGCUGUAGCUUGGCAUGUCCAUCUUCCCUAAAGUGCCUGUUUUCAUUUUUCAUCUGACUUAGUUUCGCUAAAACCGCCGGUUUGAAAAGGAAGCGCUUCCAGAUGUGUGCAUCAGGUCAUUCAUUCAGGGAAGUUUUGUUAGACGCAGCUAUGCUUAUUCAUGUUUGCACAGUCCGACCCUACUGGCACCCCCGAGAUCCUCCCAUUUAUUUCACUUUCAUUGUGUCUGUUGUAUUUGUAAUUUGUUAUAUUGGUUUUGUCACCUGCUUCUGUUUUAACUCCAAAUAAAAUUAAGAAAGAAACAAACACGCUCGCAGUGACCGUGUCUUCUUGAAGUUUGGAAAAUUGCGGAGAGCUAAUUAGCUUAGCAUAAAGACUGUAACUGGAGGGAACAUGUCUCCUAACUACACCUCUACCAACCCCAGUUAAGCUCACUAAAUAACCUGUUAUCUUGUAUGUUUAACUGUAUAAACAACUGUUACACUCAGCGAAUAUGUACCAGACUGUUUUGUGGCUCUGAGCAGUUGCCAGGCAACCAACGGAGGCUCCAGGAAGCUGGUGUUCCUGGCCAAGAAAUGGUGCAGAACAUUUCCCUCUGUUCCAACAGGGAGAUAUAAAAACACAUUUCUGGACUAGUUUUGCCUUCAUUAAAUGAACAAGACGAAACAUGAUUUCUCUUUGGCUCCAGACUUCAUUCUGAGCUAACGAGCUGCUGGAUAUAGCUUCAUAUUUAGCAAAUAUAAGGUAAAUUUCGGUGGUAUUUAAUCAUUUUAUGUAAUAUAUUUAAAGAUGUAUUUAUUUGCAGCUUUCAGCACCCGACACUUAACACAUUUAGCUUAAUUAAAAAAAAAAAAAAAAAAAAGAAGGAUCCAGCCCCAAAAUAACAUAUUUAAAGGAAAUGUAUCAAAUGUUCUGAAAUGCAUGGUGUAAAUUUGAAUAGGAUGUUGUACUCGAGGACACAUCUACCCUUACAGAUGCCUGAAUCCUCCGGCUGAACUUGAUAGAUUGUCAGGCUUAUUUUGGAAAACGUUUCAUGAUUUGUGGCCCCAAAAUCGCUCAAUAAAAACGUCCAGUGUUUGUUGCUCUAUUGACAAUCCAUUGAAAUAUUUGAACUUCUUUCCCUCCUCAGUUGCACAGACUCAAAGCGAAAGUGCAACUAAGAAACUGAGAUAAGGGAUGCUUGUGUUGGCAGCAAACUCAGACAUGACUCUUUGCAGAUUCGGGCCAAUUCAAACAAGUGCGGAAGUCAACGAGUUCAUUUUAAAAGCAGAAAUCACUCAGAACAUGGGCACAGUUACGGAAGUUUACCUUCCCUCUAGACAACAGCUCAGUUGUUGCACAGUAAAGAUUUUGUAGUUACACAGAUUUAAAUGCAAAUGAAAUAGAGCCCAACCUAGUUUUCACACCAGAUUCAGACUGCAUGGGUGCUAAAAUAACCUUUACCUAAACCAUUCAUCCAUUAUCUGUACACCUCUUACUCCUCAUUAGGGUCUAUCCCAGCUGACAUAGGGUGAAGCUACAUGACACCCUAGACAGGUCACCAGUCUAUCACAGGACUACAUAAACAGACAAUCAUACCUAUGGACAGUUUAGAGUUACUAAUUAACCUCAGCAUGUCUUUGGACUGUGGGAGGAAGCCGGAGUACCCAGAGAAAACCCACGCAGGAAGGUGGGGAAUCAAACUAGGGAUCGUCUAGAUGCAAGACGAAAGUGCUAACCACCGAGCCACUGUGCAACCCUUUACCUAAACCAACAUGUCCUCACACCCAACCCAAUCAAUGUCACUCUAAAAACAAAACCACAGUUUUAAUCUCUCCUGUACAACACUCAGACACAAAUGCCGCAUAGACUGGCCACAUCUUAAAUUAAAACCUAUGAAAUUCCAACAUCUCUGUGCAUCCCAUAAAUUUACAAAAGACAAAACAUCAAAGUUGACUCACCAGUCAGUCUUGAUCUGAGAAGAGUCCAGUGAGGAGUUCGAGCGGCUAAAAUAUACGAAGACCAGAUUCAGGAGUUUGAAAGUUAUAUUCACGCUCAAGUUUCUGUUAAUUGGACGGUAACAGAACACAUCGGCUUCAUGUCUGAAUAAGUUUCAGAACAAGUCACGACUGCAGUCUUGCUACUUGAGAAACAUUUCUGUAUGACUUCCAACUCGGCACACGCGAUGUACUUGGAGUUGUGUGAAGUAAUCUGGGGGAGUCUUCUUCCACAUUUUGGAAAACACUCAUGAUUACUUUUUCAUCCACGUUGCUCUACAAUUUCACAUCUAUUACAGACAUGUCCAUAGGAAUAAAACAGAGGCUAAAACAGGUCAGACAAAUAAGUCAUCAAUAAUGAAUGUAAUUUCAGUUUUGACAAAAUGUUUAGUUUGAUGUUGCUAGUUUGUAAUGAACUCAGAGGAAAGACUCCUACAAACAGCCGGAGGAAACAGGCAGUAAUGGGAUCCAUCAAUUUUUUUAGAAGUUUCCACUAUGCCACCUUUUGAUUUGAAUUUUAUAGCAUAAAAUAUGAAUGUUUAGAAAGAUAUUUGUGAAAUUUUUUGGCUUGACUGAAUUACUUUCCAGGGUAUAUUUUUAAAAAACUUGACUGUCGUUGCCCAGUUUCGGCUCAUUUUAUCACACAUUUGAGGCUAUUUCAACUACAGUAUCUGAGGAACUACUGAAGAUGGAAAACAUUUUCCCAGCUAGUUCCCAUCAUUGGCCUCAAAUUUCAAUGUGUGAAACUACAUACAGAAAGGAAAGUCCUCACUAGAUUAAGCUAUAAUUUCACAGAUAACAUUUUAAAUCUCUAUAGUUGACACCCUCAAAACAUUGGCCUGGUAUUUUAUCCCAAAAACACAAAAAACUGAACCACACCACAUUGAACCUUGAUCUAGGCCAUUAUACUACAGGCGUAGAAUCGCAUGAUCUGUUCAGCUGAGGAUGUAGGUGAUUUUACCAGAGGUGGCUGGCAUCAUGAGACGAUUUAGGCAAAACAAUAACGUUUUGUCAAAAAAAUGACUUAAGCCAUCAGUUUAGGAAGGUGAUGAAUUAUUAAAGUUUCAUUCCAAUCAGAGAUGGUGGAGCAGAAGGACCCUGAUGAUUUGAGAUUAAAAAACCCAUGUGAUCAUUUUCAAAGCAAGAGUUACGUAUUUUUACGCAUAUUUCAUUAAUUAAAAAUUAUCUGUCAGGACCUAAUCUCCACAAUAUUUACCUCUGACAGGUGAGUUGUCACACAGAGACCAUCAUUAGUACAUCCUCACUUUGAGUCCUAAGCUCCAUUACAGCUGUCAGGAUUAUUAUGUGAAGAUCAGCGUUGGUUUGUCUGUUAGCAACAUUACUCAAAAAUGGAUUUGGAUGAAAUUUUCAGAGAAUGUCAGAAAUGCUAAAGGACCAAGUGAUUAGAUUUUGGCAGUGAUGUGACUUAUAGUCUGGAUCCACGGAUUUGUUAAAGGUUUCUGUAUCAUUAUGAGAUAGCGGCACAGCGUCACUGUAAUUAUGACUACAAGUGUGAACACUACACCUGCUGGCGAUCACGAUUGCGAUCUGACUACAAAUUGACUGCUGCGGACCACGAUUUGUUUCUGUCGGAAAUGGAUACGACGAUUGAGCAGCCUUGGCGGAGUACUGCACUCUCCGACUGCUUUUCUAGUUAGUUAUUUGGACGUUUUGAUGAGCUUAGUUGGGUCUUUUGCAUUUUCUCAGUGUAUUAUGUACUUUCACUUGAUGUUCUGUCCAGUCUUGUGUGUUCACAAACCACUAACUUGAAUGUAACGCUAAUACUCGAGGCACUAAAUAAGGCCAGAUCCCCUCAAUCACAAUCCGAUGAUUCCACUUCUGACUUCACUAAACUACCUUCUCCAAGCUGGGAACUUUUAUACAAGUGAGUCACUGAUACUGGACACAUUCCAUGGACAUUUAAAUGUUGGCUUUACUUAAUAAGCAUUAUAUGCAUCAUAAUCCUUCGUUUGGCAUUUAUAACCAUUGCCCAACCUAUGACUCCCAUGUCAAGUAUACUGUGGCUUUCUAUGCCACUGUGGCCAGAAUAGCUGAACAAAACCGUGAAAAACAUUAAUGUCUGAAUGCCGCCUCUUAAACAGGUUUACAAUCGAUCAAUGUGCCCGCUGCUCCCUGCCUCAGCAGAACCUUAUUUACCUUUAUCUAAACCAGAUUAGACCCAUUUAUCUAACACUCUUGGGAUAAAAUGCCUUUCUGCAAGGGUCAAACUUCCAAUUACAUCUGGACAUCGACGUACAGUUGGUGGCGCAAAUUCUAAAUAUAAAAAGAUGCAAAACUCAGAGUGUCAGUGACGUGAUAAGGUAAGGUCGUUUCAGGUAAUUUAUUCGACACAAAUCUCGAAGUUUUUAGUGACACAGUCAUGCGCUUUGUGUACAUUAUGAUUUAUUCUGUUUGCAAGCCAUGUUGUCAUAUUUUUUAGACCAAUAAAGCAUAAAAUAUAUUCCAAUAUUUGACUUUUUGCCUCAAAUUUUUAGCUGCAGAUUUAAAAGACAGUUUAAAAACAGGCAUCUCCAGGGGGUUGGUGGGUUAUUUAAACGGGGAUAAAGGGGGCGCACACAGUCUUCCUCAAAGACAAUCGUGGUAUUACAGCCGACACAUAUAAAAAGUGACAAAUGGUUAGAAUGAAGAAUGAAAUUUUAAAAAAAACAAGAGCAACAAAACACCAAAGCCGGGAAGUGUCCGACCACAGCCGUCGAUAAACAUCUGAUUUCUCCUCGUGUUGGUUCUUCUCCUUUUAUGUACAUUACAUUUUCAUUUUGUCCUCUGUGAAAACCAAAUAAAAGAAUUUGCAUCUGGCUGCAUUUGUAUACCAGGAGAACCCAGCAGCGUUCCGUUAUCCUGUCAAGUAUUUGCAUUUUUGUCUAAGUUUCCCGCUCCGCCAGUGCUUUUAGAUUUCUGGUUGUCUAAACUUCCCACAUGCCAUGCAAGAUGUUCAAUCAGAAAAUAUAAAUUUAAAAAAAACAAACAAAACAUGCGGACUAGUGGUGGUAAUAAACAGAGCAGGGCUGAUUUGGAACUGAUAAAACCUUUAUUUCACUUUAAAUUGUCUUUUACAUUUUGUCCUGUUUAUAACAUGUAAGGUGAAACUAGAGUUGGAAUUACUUUUUUUUUUUUUUAAAAGACAUACACAAAUCUAGUAUUACGUCAAUAACCAGGGUGGGGUGGGGGCGGGGUAUCCAAGGGGUUGUCUUCUUUUUUUUGGUCAUUUUCUCAUUUUUGUUGGUGUCCUUAAGCUAACUCUAAAUUUUCACAACCACGUGCGCGCUAAGCAAUAAAACCGUCACAGAAGCAAACUUUUUUUGUUUUUUUUUGUUGUUAUUUUUGGGUUAUUUUUUUUUUCUUUUUAUUUUAAGCAGAAUACUGGUCAGUAAAAACAAAAUGAUUUCAGAUACCAGAUAUACAGACAGGCUCGGUGCCACAUUCACUACUGCAUGGGAUCAUUUUUUUCCUUAGAAAGCGUAGAAUAACUGCCUUUUUUUUGUUCGGCUAAUGAGAAAAAGAGCGGCAGGGGAGAAAAAUUAUUUUUUUUAACCUUUUUCAAAUGUCAGUGCAUGAAAACAUUUGUCCCCAGCAAAUGAAGAAAAAAAAAAAAAACACUGAGACACAUGACUUCUACACCUACAGAGUGGAAUGUCGAGAUGGUUAAUGACAAGGUUAUUGUGACACUGAGUGGAGAAGAAAAUAAGUUUGAAGAAAAAAUAACUGCUUCGGACACCGGUUGGGAUGUGCAUCGGGUUUGAAAAUGUGCACGGUAUCUCGGUUUCGGUAGGGCAGUUUUUUUGCUGCUAGGAAAGAUCUGAAAACGAGCUGGAAAAUGUACCGUUAAUUGCCAAUCGAGUGUUCACUCCUCCUUUUGUUCUUUGACGCAGUUGAGAGGUAAUUUGUUUUUCACGAAAAGCGUGAUUGUAAAUUACAGGUUCUCACUUCCACGAUUGGCUGCGAUUCGGCUCUUAUGAUGCACAUACCUGUUGUGGACUCCCAACUGCGCCAAAGGUGACACUUAAACCCACCGCUUCCUUUCUUUAAAGCUUGUAAUUGUGUUUAAUUUUAGCUUUAAAACUACUUUUCUUGCAGUUAUUGUACCAAAAAAGCAGAUUAGUAUCACAUUUUAGCAUCUUUCUGUCGUUAACUCAUUCAUUUUUGAGUUGAAUCCUGAUUUGCUAACAUGAUCCGAUCGACGCCUACUUUCAUUAUAUUGGGAAAGAGGAAGCAGUGCGUCUGUCGAUCCACAGACUGUACAAUUCCCCACUCGAUGCUGCGGUACAUUAACAUGGCGGUAAAUGAAGGCAUGCAUUCUUGCUGGCAGAUCUCCUCAUUUAGCAGUGAGUGGAAACUUUAGGACUAGUCCAAACUCGUCCAGAAAAAUAAGCAUUAAGGGGGUGUUAAUGAGGAAAAAGUACCACAAAAAAAAAAAGCCAAAAGGAUGAAACAGCAGCUGACUGUAACGGCUUCAAGGUUUUUCUCUGCAAGCAGGUGUUAACGAACAACAUCGAACCGUUUUUGUUUUUUCCAAAAAGACACAUUUACAGUUAAG